Molecule: messenger RNA, 5161 nt
Organism: Portunus trituberculatus (swimming crab)
Lineage: Eukaryota; Metazoa; Arthropoda; Malacostraca; Decapoda; Portunidae
Product: nuclear factor related to kappa-B-binding protein-like
Exons: 27
Coding region: 12-4673 (1553 amino acids)
Cellular component (GO): Ino80 complex
Molecular function (GO): protease binding
Source: RefSeq, a predicted model, not a curated record
UUACUAUUUACAUGAUAAAUAGCGGUCAAAACAGAGGUGGUGGCGGACGCUGCACAAUGGCCGCCGGGGGAGAAGACAUCCAGGGGCGGAAAUUUCCAUUUUUCGAAGGCGGUGACGGCGGGGUGUGGCGGAGCGAGGCCGGACCAGCGUGGCGAGGGACCUGCUACCCCGUAACGCCCCUAACACCGCAGCAAAGCCCUCAAUUCCCCGCGCAGGACCCGAGGAACCCAGUGAUGGAGAAGAUAGUGUACGCAGGUGUGUCCCUGGAGAUCCCAUCAGAGGUGUGUGAGAAUAUCAACAUCCUCUUUGAAAUGAUAUCGCCGGAUACGUGGAACAACCAUCUCACUGACGAACACCGCGAGAGGCUCAUGGGGUUUCUUCCCACGUUCCCCCAAAAUGACCUGCAGGAGAAGACACGCACUCUGGAAAUGUUUUUUAUGGAUGAGAAUUUCCGCCACGGCACUCCACUCCGCCUCUUCCACGAGCAGCUGUGUAAAGGAUUCUUCAACCCAGAGAUUGCCAAGAUGAGAGCCAUCCACAAGAAGAUUCUGUUCAAGGAGUACAGGUACAGACAGAAGCAGUACCUACACCACACCCUGGAGGAGAUCCUGGUGAGGCGGAAGAGGGUGCUGGACAUAGUGAGCAGCAUGCCACCUGAUGACGUGCCCAAGAUACCCAGACUGCCUCCACUGCACAACAAGAAGAAGAGCUCCAGAACCUCCAUUGAGUACUGCACCAAGAAGCGAUACUUCCGGGAGCUGGCGGCCAUCAAGGCGGAGGUCGGCGACACCAGCGACCUUUCCGAGGAUGAGAUCUACCCAGAGGGGCCCGGUGCGUCGCUGAACAAGAAGCAGCGGCGGCAGCUUGGGGGCCUAGAGUCGUCGCUGCCGCCAGACCUGCUGCCGGUGCGCGCCACUCACAGCAGCGGCUCCCUAGCACUGGACCUGGAGCUGCGCAUCACACCCACCAACAACCCACUGGACCUCACCGAUGACCACUUCAGAGCCAUGCUGGCAGCACACAGGCUCAGGCGCACCAAGAGAGAGAGCUCGGUGGACCUGGACACACGCGGCAUCACCCUGCAGGACAUCAUCACCCGGGCACAGGUACAAAUGAAGCGGCCACCACAGAGGACCACCGCCUCACCACUGCCUCCUGAGCGACCCAAGAAGAAGAUAAAGAUGAAGAAGGAAUCCCCAUCGUCACUGUCCUCCUCCUCCUCCUCCAUGAUGCUCCCGUCCUCCACCGCAUCACACCACUCCCUCCACCACAUUGAGCUCCCUGGCGCCACUGUGGUCAAGACGGAACCACAGAGCGACACUGAAUCUUCGUCGUCCUCGUCCUCGUCCUCGUCGGUCAGUGAUUCGGAGGAGACGGAGGUGAAGAAGGAAGUGCCGCCCGUCGUCCUCAGUCCUGUCAAGGGAAGAGUGGUGGCAAAGGAAACAAGGGUGAAGUUGGAGCCACAAGACCUGCCGCUGGAGGAGGUGGAGGUGGGCAGCUUGGUGGGGAUGGAACAGCUGCCUAUAAAGGAGGAGAAGUUCAAGGAGGAAGUGAAGGAGGAGAUGAUGGAGGACCAGGUGACUGCUGCUGCCAUAGAAACCUCCUCAGAACUCACGGCGGCAUUGGAGAGCAUCGGUGCCUGCAUUGCGCCGGAGCUGACCCAGGAGACACACAUCUGCUUCUUCAGCCUGGCCAGGGACAUCAUCUGCUCGACAGGGGAGCAGCGGAUGACUCGGGCACAGCUGGAGUCAAGCAUCCGUGUGUGGCAGGAGUCAGCCAUCGCGCCUCUCAACGAGUGGUACUCCCUCGUGCCCUCCUGGGUAGACAUCCUCCCCUCCGCCAUCAACUUCCUCUGUGGCCACUUCACGGAUGUACAGCCAGCAGACUUUGUGCCAUAUAUAGAGUACAAGAGUCAGCUGAAGGUGUACCAGUGGAUCGGUGCCGGCCGGGACAGUGACGGACACCUGGAGCCACUAGCACAGUUCUGGCUGGCUAACAAGUCCUCGAUGAGCAGUGAGUGGAUUGAGGAUGACUUGGUGGGCACUAAGCUGGAGGUGGAGGAAAGUGAUAUUAUCCCCCCUCCUCGCUGCUACACCAAAUGGACAGUACAGGCAGCCACGGACACUGAAAAGGAACUGUAUCGUGCUCAAGAGAAACUACGCUAUGAAAAGCCACACAAAGCCUACACAUACAGAAUGCACGGCUAUGAGAGUGUAGUGGGGCCAGUGAAAGGGAUCUACACCCAGCAGACAGGACUCAACAAGGCUCGUGGUCACUCCCUGCUGGUGCCCGACAGACCCGCAUAUGUCACCAUCCUCUCCCUCGUGAGGGAUGCUGUGGCGCGGCUGCCGAACGGGGAGGGCACACGUUCGGACAUCUGUGAACUACUGAAGGAGUCACAGUAUUUGGCCCCGCUGACCACCCCCACUGCGGAGAACAACCUGAACAGUGUGGUGUCGGGUGCCCUGGAUCGCCUGCACUAUGAACACGACCCCUGUGUCAAGUAUGAUACCCCCAGGAAGCAGUGGAUCUACCUUCACCGCAACCGUAGUGAAGAGGAGUUUGAGCGCAUGCACCACCUCAACGGUCCGGGCGGCAACAAGCUGAAGAAGCCGGCGCCGCGCAGACAGAGCCGCACCAAGACCAAGGAGCCCGUCACACUCAAGGCCGCACCCAACGUGGCUCUCGAACCCCUUACCCCUGUGGCCAAGGCGGAGAUGAAGCUGAAGCAGGAGGAGAUGGCAGUGCUGGCUAAACCUAAGGCAGAGAGUCCGGUGAAGCUGGAGCACCUCGGGGCAGCAGGCAUUGGCAAGGCACUGACUUCUGUAAGAGUUGGUGGAGUGCGUGGUGCGGUGGGUGCCAGCAGUGUGCAGACAAUCCAGGUAUCCACCACAGGAGGCGUCCAGACUAUCAAGGUGGCCCUCCCCCCUGGAGCACAGACACUUACCAAGGUCAACCCACAGACACUAGCCAAGGUUGGCACGCAGGCGGUGAGUCGAGCGGCCACCCAGAGCCUGGCCAAGAGUGCGGCGGCGGCGGGCCUGAAGGGAGUGAACCUGCAGCAGACUGUCCUUCAGGCGGGGGUGGCAGGGCAGAACCUGGGCCCAGAAUCUGUCCUCACCACCCAGCACCUCACCACCCUGCCUGCUGGGACAGUCGGUGCAGCCAAAACCCGUGCCCCAGUUGUCACCCUCACUACAAGAGAGGCUGCCAGAUUACCAGCCCCCUCCAUUGCUCAAGCCCGGUCAGCCCCCCCAGCUGCAGCCUCCUCUCCAGCCAGCCAGCAGCCUCAGCAGUCCCCGCAGCAUGUGUCUCAUAACCCUACACUCUCCUCACAGGUGACGAGCAGUGGCAUGGCAAUGGGCAAGCUCUCCAGCACAGCCACAGUCGUCAACAUGAGCUCUGCUGCUGCUCAGAAGUCCAACCUCUUCUCCCUUGGUGGCAUCAAGCUUCUACAGGCAGCACCUCAGCAGCUGGGAGGCAAGGCAGGGUCAACCUCUCCUGCCAUGGUUAACUCAAUCACCAAGCUGCAGACCCUGAUGGUGGACGGCAAGGUGCUGAUGCAGGGAGGCAAGGUAGGUUGGGCAAGCACUGGCCGCAAUGUCACCAUGGCGGGCGGUGUGGGCGGCAAGCAGGUGAUCACUGGUGUGUUCCCCGGCCAGCAGAUUGCCACAGUGGAGAGUCUCCUCAGCCAGUCAGAGAAGACCACACAGAUACAAGCUGGUGGAGUGAUCACCACCAUGGCGGGCAACAAGCUGGCGAGUGGCAACGUGAUCCAGCUGGCCGGUGGGGCGGGCGGCGUGCAGCGGCUCACUCUGGUCUCCCCGCAAGGCUCCCACGUCCCCCUCACCACCACCAGCCAGAGACUCGUCCUGGCCACUGGCUCCCAGGGUGGCAAGCUGGAUGGGUCUAGCAGCAAGGCACAAGUGGUACAGACCAUUCAGACCCUCCAGCCAGCCAGUCACGUGGUGCAGAGUGGACCAGGGGGCGUCACCACCACCACCGCCACCACCUCAACCACUGCUGCUGUCACUACCUCCACCACCUCCACCACCAACACCAGCACCCAUGUCAUCACCAGCCCUGUAGCCUCCACCACCACCACGUCCCAGGCCAGGUUCUUCUCAGUGGGCCAGCAACCAAAGACUAUCGUUCAGGGCCUGAAUGUUGCCGGCAAGCCGUCCGUGCUGUCGGGCGGCAUCCGUCUUGUGCAGCCAGCGGUGAGUGGAGGUGGAGGCUCCACCACCACGGGGAAUCUCAUCACCAUUGGUGGCAAGCAGGUCCUGCUCACCUCCAAGCCGUUUGCCCAACAGGGACAGGUGCAGCAGGUGAUGCUGACCAGUGGGAACCUGAAGGGUGGUCUACAGGCCUCCCAGGGGUCAUCAGCGGGGGCUGGACCGGGGGCGGUGGUGGUGGCCAGUGGGGCAGGUGGCCAGCAGAUAGUGCUGCCUGCCUCAGCACUGCAAGGCUCACAACUCAAUCUGAAGGGUCUGCAGGCAUUCCAUACCCUGAAGGUGAUCCCUGCCUCGCAGGUCACACAGCAGCAGAGAGGCAAGCCAGUGCUGGCGAGGAUAGUGUCUCCAGCCUCGGUCCGCAGCGCUGUUCCCACCACCACCACCACCUCACUGCCACCCAGCACAGCCCCCUCAGGACAUGACCCUAAUAAGUCAUAACUCAUCAGCAAGCGUGUAGAGGAAGGCAAGAGGAGUUCACUAUCAUCACUAUCACUGCUACCGCCGCCACCACCACCGCCACCAUCACUUCUUCCAUAACACAGCAUAAUGUUUAAAGUGUAUAAUUUUUUCCCAUGUAAGUCAUAAGUUUAUGUGAUUUCUACUUUAUGUGUGUGUAUUGUGAUACAGACUCGUUUGUAGGAGUGUGCUCUCAGUGUAAGUGUUCCCUGGUCAAACUUUGCAGGUCAUCCAUCACCAAUAGUGCGACUAAAUGACUGGCUCACGUUUCAAACUGGAUGGCUGGCCGGUGUGUAUUGGUGUACUGGUAGGGAACAGGUGCCUUGGGGGUCAGGAGGUUGGGAACUCAUCUGUUAAUAUGAUUUACUAUUCACAGUGUGUGUGUGUGUGUGUGUGUGUGUGUGUGUGUGUGUGUGUGUGUGUGUGUGUGGGUUCACUUUACAGUGGUCUCAUUACAAUUCGGAGAAGAG